GCCUGUAAAAGGCUAGUCGUCUGACAACUAUCGUGCAGUCUGCAUCAUCCCUUCGAAGUGUUCAGUUGUUUGAAGCAAAGGUUUCAUUCGAGUUGACGGUUUUGUUGAAAAUGACAUCGCGCUACCUGCUAGUGGCUCUGGUGUGGGUGGCAACUGGCGCCGUAACCAAUGGCAGUCCGCAUUUCUUGGAACCUUCCCUCGUCGGCCACGUCAACAGUGCCACAAGUGCCUUUAGAGAGACACUGGCAUCACACUCCAAAGUUCAGGCUAAGAGAGAAGAGCAUUCCUUAGAACCAGUGCUGGGUGUCACCGAUGUAUCUUUGUGGCCAGGGAUGGAGGGCAACGUUGUCAAACGGUCUGCUUACUCCGGCUAUGGCUGCCCACAACGGGAAACUGUCACACUCCCGGUGUACAUUACGACGAGAGAAGUCUGUAGAGAUAACACUGUGACAGUGACAUUGUUCCCUAGCAUAAUCCUACCAUCUUGUAGGUGUGAUACCUGCUCCUACUUAGCCUCUGGGGACUCGUGUACUUGUUUGCCUGUUGAUGGUUGUGGUUUGGAGCUUCUAUAGUACAUAAAACAACGCAGGAAAUAUACGGAAGACCUUUUCGCUAUAUUGCUUUUUCUAGCCUUGGUGAAGCAAUAUAGCAAAAAUUCCUACAGGAAUAUUCGUAUUUUUUCUCGUGUUUUAUUCCUUUGUUUUAUUUGCAUCUUGUUCAUCAAGAAUCCCUCACUUAGAGCACAUGUAAAGGCCAUAUGAAACGAGAGCAAAUUAUCGUGUACUUUGUAAAACAUUCUACAGGUUAGUCAUAUACUUAUAAAAUGUGUAAAGAUUAUUGCGUGUCUACGAAAAUGCCAUUCAAUCUAGCCUAUACAAACAUAGAAAGGCAGAAAUAUGCUGUUCUAUCAAAAUACAGUUAACCAUAAUAUUAGUCCAAGCACACGGAAGUUCUCAAAUAACUAUCUAAAUUAUAAUAAAGGCUAAUAACAUGGAAGUCAGUGAUUAUCGCCCAUCUGCCCAGGCGCAGGCAAAGGGAACGAGGCCAGCCCCAUUCUUGCUCAGUUUUGGUGGACAAUGGAGAUCCAGAGACGAAAUUUGUUAAAUGAAAUUGCUGUUUGUAGAUUGUGGAAAGCACACGAAAAUUUGUCCUCAUGUGAUAAUCCCUUAGUCGCUGAAUGUAAUUCUUGUAGGAUCUUUAUAAUAUCCUUAACAUACGCGUGCUUGUAUUUUAUGUUAUUUUAUACAGACAGAAUUUAUAACUUUUGAUUUCAUGGUGUUACUUUUCAUAAUGGGAUUCUUGGACAUAUUUACAGACUUCUGUGAUGCUACCGUUUUGAUGUUAUUAAGAAUAUUUUCAUGUAACCAAUAAAUUUUAGAUGAACA
Molecule: messenger RNA, 1385 nt
Organism: Penaeus indicus
Lineage: Eukaryota; Metazoa; Arthropoda; Malacostraca; Decapoda; Penaeidae
Exons: 2
Coding region: 111-572 (153 amino acids)
Source: RefSeq, a predicted model, not a curated record